UUGUGUGAACGCCAGAGUAGAAGAAGCAUUUGUGUCUUUCCGAGUUUUUUACUUUUUCCAAUGGUUUUAAAAUUUGCUGCUAAUUUAAAUUUUCUCUUUACCGAAUGUUCUUCAAUUGCUGAAAGGAUAUAUAUGGCAAGGAGUGCUGGAUUUCGUGCCGUUGAAAUACCUUUUCCUCGCUGCGAAGAAAGUCAAGUGCUGGAAGCCAAAAAGCAAACGGGAGUGGAAAUAGCUCUUAUAAAUAUUGCGUUUGAUUCUGAUAGGCACAAAUUCGGUGAUGCGAGUAUUCCAGGAGAACAAGAGCUUUUCAAAAAGCACUUACGCGACACUAUAAAUAUAGCAAAACAACUGCAUUGUCCCAAAAUUCAUAUAAUGUCGGGCUUAAUGGAAGAUCAGUCGUUCGAGAAGCAUUUUUCAACAUAUCAAGAUAAUCUAAAGUAUGCGGUGAAAGAAUUAGAGCGAAAUGAGCUUGUGGGUCUGAUCGAACCGAUUAAUAAUUAUUCGGUGCCUUCGUACUUCAUGAACAAUUAUGAUACAGCCCGCGAGAUUUUGAACAACUUAAAUAAAAAGCAUUUAAGACUAAUGUUGGAUAUAUUUCAUUUGCAACAAAUUUGUGGUAAUGUUACGCACAUUCUGGCGGAGUUGAAAGACUUAAUCGGGCACAUUCAAAUCGCUCAAGUGCCAAAUCGCCAUGAGCCGGAUGUUAUUGGUGAAUUAAACUUUGAAUAUAUUUUCGCAUUAUUCGAGAAGGCGAACUACAAUGAUUGGAUCGGCUGUGAAUAUAAACCAAAAACCACUACAAUUGAAGGCUUAAAAUGGCUGCAAAAGUAUGGUCAUCAAUUGUAAGCUGAUUGCAACGAGUCUUGUA
Messenger RNA from Glossina fuscipes, 868 nucleotides. RefSeq names its product putative hydroxypyruvate isomerase (gene Gip). Bases 61 to 846 code for a protein of 261 amino acids. Gene Ontology annotation, biological process: glyoxylate metabolic process. The record is from RefSeq and is a predicted model, not a curated record. NCBI's taxonomy places the organism in Eukaryota, Metazoa, Arthropoda, Insecta, Diptera, Glossinidae. Gene Ontology annotation, molecular function: hydroxypyruvate isomerase activity. The transcript has 4 exons.